CCCUAGGAUGAGGCGCUGUCCCGUGCUGCUGUUCCUGGCCUGGGCUGGCUUCCUGUUCCUGGCCGGCCUGUGGCUUUUCGCCAGCGGGUUCCUGCUGCUGCGGGUGGAGCUGCCCCAGCGCAGCGCCUGCUCCCCCUCACCUGCCCCGGCCGCGGCCCUGGCCGUGGGCUCGUGCUGGCUGCCGCGGCGCUUUGCGCGGGCCGUACUGGUGCUGGUGGACGCGCUGGCCUUCGAGUUCGCUCGCUUCGAAGUGGCACGGCCGCGCCCACGGCCCUAUGAGAACAAGCUGGGUGCCCUGCACCACCUGGCGGCCACCCAGCCCCACCACGCCCGGCUCUACCGCUUCCGCGCCGACCCGCCCACCACCACCAUGCAGCGCAUCAAGGGCCUCACCACCGGCUCCCUGCCCACCUUUGUCGACGUCGGCAGCAACUUCGCCUCCUACGCCAUCCGCGAGGACAACCUGCUCGCGCAGCUCAUGCACAAUGGGAGGAGAGUGGUGUUCAUGGGGGAUGACACAUGGGACGGGCUCUUCCCCAAGAUGUUCUCUCGCUCCUACUUCUUCCCGUCCUUCAAUGUGAAGGACCUGCACACCGUGGACGACGGCAUCCUGCAGCACCUCUACACCACGGUGGAUGGAGGGGACUGGGACCUGCUGAUCGCCCACUUCCUGGGCGUGGACCAUUGUGGGCACAAGCACGGGCCUGACCACCCAGAAAUGGCCAAGAAGCUGACCCAGAUGAACGAGAUGAUCAGCUCGCUGGUGGAUCAUCUGGAGAACGACACACUGCUGCUGGUGGCAGGUGACCACGGCAUGACGGACACUGGGGACCAUGGGGGAGACAGUGAGAAGGAGGUGAACGCGGCACUCUUCGUGUACAGCAAAAUGCCGCUCUUCCGAGCUGGCCCACCAGAGGAGCCGGAAACUGUCCCACAGGUGAACCUGGUGCCCACGCUGGCCCUGCUGCUGGGCGUGCCUAUUCCCUACAGCAGCAUCGGGGAGGUGAUGGCCGACCUGUUUGAGGGGGACGGGGACGCUGUCACCGCUGCGCUCAGCCAGCUUGCAGCAUAUCAUGUCAACGCCAAGCAGGUGGACCGCUUCCUGGACUCCUAUGCGCUGGCUGCCCAGGACCUGCCUGGGAACCGGCUGCAGCAGCUGAAGGAGCUGUUCACCGCGGCAACAGAGGAGCAUGCCCAGUUGCUGGCCCAGGUGCAGGAGGGGCUGCCGGCGUUGCCGGAGCUGGAAGCCCAGCUGGGGCGGCUGCGCAGCCACUUCCAGCACUACCUGCGGGAGGCACGGGCUGUGUGCACAGCAUCCUGGGCCCGCUUCCACCCCUUCCGCAUGGUGGCCGGCUGCACCCUCAUUGCUGCCUCCUGCCUGCUUUGCUACAUCGCCUCCGAGCUGACCAACGCCCUGGACUUCUACCGCCACUGCUUCUACUCACUGUUUGGGGGCCUGCUGGCAGCGGCUAUAUUUGGAUGGGCCCAUGGGGACCUGGACCCCAUCUUGGUGGCAUCAUGGGUAGCUGCAGCCUCCCAGCUGGGCUUCUUUUGGCACUGGUGGAGCCAGCGGCCACGGCGAGUCCAUCUGGCUAGUGUCCGGCCACCGGUGGCCAGCAUGGGGCUGUGGCAGAGGCUGCGAGCGUGGCUGGGGCCGGCUUUGCCCCUGGGCAUCCUGGCCCUCCGCUGUGGCGCUAUGUUUUCAGACAGCUUUGUGAUAGCCGAGUCCCGAGUGGUCCCAUUCCUCCUGGCUUCCCUGGUCAUGCUGUGGGUGGGGAAGCUCCACUGGGAUGGCCAGCUGAGCACCCCCCCAGAUGCCCCCAAGCACCCCCCUGGCUCCUUCUCCUGCCAUAAGGAGAGCCGGCCCCUGCUGGGCCUCCUGGCUGCCCUGCUGGUUUGCUUGCGCCUCUCGAGCCUCUUCCACCAGUGCCGCGACGAGGUGCUGCACUGCCAGCCCUCGCCCUGCUUGGCGCCGCUGUCCAGCCUGCGCAGCCCCCAGGCCAAGAACCUCUGCUACCUCCUGUGCGUGGCCUCGCUGGUGGGGCUGGUGUAUGCAGUACGGCGCUGGCUGCGUCACUACGGCAACCUCAACAGCACCAGCCCCCUGGUGCUCUUCGUACGCUGGGGCUUCCCGCUGACGGCCUUCUGCAUUGCCUGCUACUGGGCCGUCACCUCGGGCACCGAGGACACGCUGGGCAAGCUGCAGGAGCUGGUGCAGGCUGCGCUGGUUGCCUUCCCUCGUGCUGUCUAUGGGCUGGUGGCUGUUGGGCUACUGCUGGUGCUGUGGAAGCCGGUGACAGUGUUCGCCCAGGACAAUCGGGCUGCAGCCGGACCCAUUGUGACCCCCUACCAGGGGGCACCCAGCUCCCAAGCCGACCUGCUGCACGUCAUCUCACAGAUCUACAGGAGGAUGCAGGAGUCCCUGAAUAGCCGGCUGGAGGGUGGGAGUCGGUGGGCAGCAGUGGCUGCCUAUGGGCUGGGCAGCGUGUACUCGGCUGCCCUGAUCAUCACCCUCACACUGCUGGGCUUCUUCCUGCUGCUGCUACACAGCGAGCGCAUGAGCCUCUCCUUCCUGCUCCUCUUCCUGGAGGCCUUCAUACUGCUACGGCUCCAUGUGUCUGCCAUGAGCCUGGCUGGCGAGGCGGAGUCCUUUGUGGUCUCCUGGAACGCGGUGAUCGCCUGGGUCCUCGCCACCGCCCAGUUCUUCUAUUCCACAGGCCACCAGCCCAUCUUCCCCGCCAUCCACUGGAAUGCGGCUUUUGUGGGCUUCCAUGAGGACCAUGCCACCCACCUGGUACCUGCCCUGCUGGUGGCCGCCAACACCUUUGCUUCCCACAUCCUUUUUGCAGUUGGCUGCCCCCUGCUCCUGCUCUGGCCGUUCCUGUGCGAGACACCCAGCUCCCGGUGGAAGAGGCUGAAGAAGGACCCUCAGGAUGAGGAGCAGGAGCCGCUCAUGGAGAUGAGGCUGCGGGAAGCCCCGGAGAGGUUCUCAGCCAUGCUGCUGCAGCUGGGGCUCAAGUACUUUUUUGUCCUUGGCAUGCAGCUCCUGGCCUGUGUCUGCACUGCCAUGAUCCUCAGGAGGCAUCUCAUGGUCUGGAAGGUCUUUGCUCCCAAGUUCCUCUUCGAGGCACUGGGCUUCGUGGUGAGCUAUGUCUGCCUCCUGCUGGGCAUCUCCCUGGUGCUGCACGUGGACUGUGCCGUUAGUGCCUGGUACAGGCAGCUCGAACCCAGGUAGCAGCUGAGCCGCCGGGAGGGAGCAGGGAGCCCAGUGCAUCUGUCCCCUCCCUGCCGUGUGGGGCCUGCAGGGACUUGGCAGCCUGGGCUGCUCCUGCCUCCCUGCCGUGAGGGGCUGCCGGUUGGCUUUCACUCGCAGAGUGCACGAGCACGGAGCUGGGUGUCUUUUCCCCCUGCGCUGGGGUUGGAGGCUGGCUGUCUGCCCUGGUGAUUGAGGGACCAGCUGGGUGGGGGAUGGACACAUCAAGCAUGUCCCUGAGCUGAUCAGUGAGGGGCAGUGCAGCCUGCAGUGGCUGCCAUGGACCGGCCAGGCUUUUGAAGAGGAGGACCUGUGAAGUGCAUGCAGUCUUGGAACUGCUUCCCCAGCCUGGCAGCAGCUGCUCCUAUGAGACUGCCACCCCUGUCUGCUGCCUGGGGUGAGCUCUGGCCCCACCAGCCCCUUUCUUCCUUGUCUUCCUCAGCCCGUGGAAGGGCUCUGCAUGUGUGCACCCCUGGGUCUGUGUGCAUGGGUGCGUACAUGGGUUUGUAGCUGGAGAAGCCUGCCAGGUGCAGGGUGGCAGGGCCCAACUAUGGUCUGUGUGGCACUGCUUCUUGAGAUGCAGCUCAGUUGGUGGGGGAGGGGACAGCCGGGUUGAGGCCAGUGUGCCCUGGGCAAGGCCCUUUCUGAACCAGUGACCCCUUUUCCACCUCCUCAGAUCCCAAACCAGCCCCAACCCCCAGCUCUAGAGCCUUCAGUGGGGCUGUCUAAUAAGUCAUAUCCACCUGGCUCCUCCAUACUGUUGGCCGGUCAUCUCCCCCUGCGGUGGGGAAAUGAUCCUGGAAGCUGCACAGGGCUUGGAAGGGGCUGUCUUUGCUGGCGGGACCCAUGGAGUCACCCACUUGGCCCACCCCGCACACGACUUGCUGACACUGCUGGGGAGAGCAGCCAGGUCUGGCUUCAGCUCCACAGAUGUGCCCAUGAGUGUGUGGUGCAGCCAAGGGGCCCCUCUUGCCAUGGCUGCAGUGCUCAGCUCUUCGCAAGGGGGUUGAGCUCUGCAUUUGACCUCUGGUGGGCAACCCACAGGGUCACCUGCUACGGGGCUGUUCUCUGCAGUGCCCAGCUGCUCCUUCAGCUCUUGCAUGGUGUGAGCAGGGGCCUUUCUGAGCAUCUUUCUCUGCAGUGUGGGAGCUCCUGUCACUGCGUGCAGCUGCUGCCUGACUUCUGCCCAGCCUCAGCAGACAGUACUGGGAGCUCUGAGGCUGUGGCUGGCCUGACAUCCCUGCUGCUGCCGGGACUGUGCUGUGCUUUCCGCUUCCCAGCACAACUCAUCAUUAGACAGCCAAGCCCUUUGCAGCCUGGGUCUGGGAUAUCGGGGCACCUGGCACAUGUGAGUGAGCACUGCCCCCAGCGCGCCUGCUUCCAUCAGGGCUGGAUUACCCCACACCCAGGGCAUGCGUAGCUACGACUUGGGCACAGCCACGUAAGGAAACAGUGGCUGAACCCAAAAGUCCUGGCUCCGCAAGAUCCUGUGUUUGUCCCCACUUCUUUGCUAGCAGGUGCCAUGUCCCAGGCUCUUUCCACCCCCCUGGCUUGGGGGAGAGUCCUGUACAACUGACCUAGACUCUUAAACUCCAUGUUACCUUUAGGCUCUUUAGGGGUAUGAGCACUGAUGUGGGAGCUCAGUCUCCCCAGUUUCCCAAUCAGUGUAAUGGGACCCCUCACCGGAGAGGGCUCCUUAGACUGUGCAGUCGUGCCAAGAAGCCCCCAGCUGAAUGGGGGCCCCGUUGAGCCAGUCCCUCCUGAGAGGCGGACUAGGCUUCCACACCAAAGGCCUUAAAGCCCGGCGGUUGUGCAGCACGCCAGGAGCCAAGGCUGCGCUCAUUGCUUUUGCUAGUGCCUAGCCUCCCCCUGAGCCUGCUGGCUGCCUUGGGAAACGACAGGCAGUCUCCACUGAGCCUGGGGGCACAGGGUGUCAGUUGCUGCCAUGAAAUUGGCUGCGCUGGUAGUUUAAGCUCUGGGGCUGACAUGCAGAGGAGGGAGGCAGUGGGCCAGCCACAGGCAGGGCUGAGUACCUCCCGGAGCGUUGUGCUGCUGCUGUCCUACUGUCAGCUUUCACCCGUCCCUGGAACAGGGAGAGAACUCCCUGCAAGGACCCCCAAGCAGAGCCAGGGUCGCCCCCAGGCAGGGGUGCAGUGGGUGGGAACUCGGGACAAGGCCCAGCUUCCUUGUGGGUGUCUGUGCACUGUCCCCCAAGGCACCGCUUGCAGAGACACCCUGUUUCUGGGGUGCAGGGGCAGCCUGUCCUGGGCUCUCCAGAUGGGCCAGGCUGGUACCGGAUCCUGCAGUCGCGGCUAGACAAUGCAUUUCAGUGCAUUCCUCAGCCUGUUUGGUGAUGCUGGAAGGGUCUUUUCACAUCCUCAGUUUGCUACUUCUUGCUGGUGUCUGCAGACUAGGGUCAGUCCUGGCCCGGCCACUGCUGCCUGCUUUGCUCUGGUAGAGGGUGGCCGGAUGCUCCUUGGCAGUGACCCUGCCUGGCCAUGGUGGGCUCUGUCCAUCUGCACAGGAAUAAGACUCCAUCGCAGCCCCUACCCAGUGCAAGCCCAGCUGCCAGCAGGGAUGGCCGGGAGGUCUUGGUGCGUGCCUAUUUUGUACAGCCUGGAAAUCUUCAGAGAUCCCGCUCCCCCGCGGGCCUGGGAUCAGUGCCAAAUGAGUCGCCAGGCUAUCCCCAGGCCUCUGUCCUGCCUGGCUCGUGGCACCAAGGGCUGAGUUUUGCACUGAUUCCCCGGGGUGGUGGAUCUCAGCACUCAGCCCCUUCCCUUCUGCUCGUUCCUUUCUGCGAAAUGGUUUGAUCAUCUUUGCAAAGUGCUUGCCUGGCUGCUGCUGCCCCAGGGAGAAGCCAGGCAGGCCAGUGCGCAAAGUCCACAGCUAGGGACCAGGAGUCACCUUGUCUCCCGGAUGGACAGCAGUACAGGGCACCUGCUUCUGCCUUUGCAUGCCUUGAGUUCCCUGUUGCUCUGCCUCACUUUGAGAGCUCUGCAUGCAGCUGGCUGCCAAGGGGCUGUGCUUUCCCGGGCAGCUCUCAGUAUCUGCUUGUCCCUUCCUUUGCUCCUGUGGUGACCUCACCCCCUAGGGGGAGGUGAUUCCUGUGUCUGCCAGUGAGAGGGUCCUGGAUGGGUGAGGUGGCUGCAACCUGCCCCAUCUGGGCUCCCCUCUGGGCUGCUUCCAUCCUCCAGAACCCUUUGAUUUGUGCUCUGGAUGGGGGCACGGGACAUUGGUUGGCCCUGCUCCAUUCCCAGCUCUGCAACUGAGUCACUGUGACCCCCUGCAAGUCGUUUCACCUCUUGUGCCUCAGUUUUGCCUCUCUGUAAAAUGGGGAUACUACUGACCUACCUCAAGGGGUGCCGUCAGGCAGGAUCGUCUGUAAAAUGCAUGGAGAUCCUCACAGAUGGGGUUGGAGAAGGGUAAUUAUCACUAAGGUUAUUUAAUUUUUCCCGAAUAAUUUAAUCGGUGGUGGAGAAGGUUUGCUUAAGGCAUUUGACUGUUGCUAUCUCCUACGAGGAUCCAGGUUGGGUAAUGGAUGGUUCUGGGGCCAGGCUGCUCCCAGCUGGGCCCCCACUUGUGACCUGCCCUCCAGCAGGAGCAGAGGUGACUGACUGAGCCUGGGUCCGUGCUGCUGCAAACUCAAUCGUUGCAAAUAAAACGUGAGAUCAAAAGCA
Messenger RNA from Gavialis gangeticus (Gharial), 6930 nucleotides. RefSeq names its product phosphatidylinositol glycan anchor biosynthesis class O (gene PIGO). The record is from RefSeq and is a predicted model, not a curated record. Gene Ontology annotation, biological process: GPI anchor biosynthetic process. Gene Ontology annotation, cellular component: endoplasmic reticulum membrane. The transcript is spliced from 10 exons. Gene Ontology annotation, molecular function: mannose-ethanolamine phosphotransferase activity. NCBI's taxonomy places the organism in Eukaryota, Metazoa, Chordata, Crocodylia, Gavialidae. Bases 8 to 3235 code for a protein of 1075 amino acids.